ACCAGUGUGCAUAUUACAGCACUGGGAACAUAUUGUCACAUCGGAGUGAUCCCCUGCUCCUGGUGGUGACAGGAGUGGGCAGUGCACCCUCCCUCUCAGCCCAGCCAAGCCCUGUGGUGGCCUCAGGAGGGAACGUGUCCCUCUCCUGUAGCUCACAGUUCACAUUGGGCCCUUUCCACCUGCUGAAGGAGGGAGGAGCUGACCCGCCCCAACACAUGGAAGCAGAAUGGAGGAUCCAUGCUGAGAGGUGGCAGGCCAUCUUCCCUCUGGGCCCCGUGAGCCCCUCCCCUGGGCUGACCUACAGCUGCUAUGGUUCUUCCAGCUCCUACCCCAACGUGUGGUCACAGCCCAGUGCCCCUCUGCACAUCAAGGUCACAGGUGUGCACAGGGAGCCCACCCUCUCGGCCCAGCCAGGCUCGCUGGUGCUGCCUGGACACAGCCUGACCCUCCAGUGCCACGCGGAGGCCGGCUUUGACAGUUUCGCCCUGACCAAGGACGAGGGGCUCACACACCCCCAGCACCUCUAUGGGCAGCACAGCCCUGACUUCCCCCUGGGCCACGUGAACCACACCCACGGGGGCCGGUACAGAUAUCACGAAUGGAACCUGAUCAUCCUGAUCGGGGUCUCAGUGGCCCUUGUCCUGCUGCUCUCCCUCCUUCUCUUCCUCUUCCUCCGCUUCCGGCAUCAGAGCAAAGGCAGCACAUCGG
Molecule: messenger RNA, 708 nt
Organism: Myotis davidii
Lineage: Eukaryota; Metazoa; Chordata; Mammalia; Chiroptera; Vespertilionidae
Product: leukocyte immunoglobulin-like receptor subfamily A member 6
Exons: 4
Source: RefSeq, a predicted model, not a curated record